AUGGCUAAAAGAGAAUGGCCUAAGAGGAAGUCUAACUUUUAUGAUAUUGUUGCUUUCUCAGCUCAAAAACUAUCAAUUUAUCAACUUCUUGAACCAAAUUCAUUUCAACCUACUGUAACAUACGUUCCUAUCCUUAAGAAGGAAAUUAGAGCUCAUGUUUAUGAUUCUAUGAUUAAAUUUCAAUGGCCAGAUGGAUCCGAAAGGCGUGUUCAUAUUGAUCCUGCAACAUUUACAGACUAUACAGCAAGUUUACAGAAGGCAGCAGACCUGUUCAAAUUGAGAGAACUAUGGUUGAGAUCUGGCAGCAGAAAAACUCUGGGUGUUAUAGCUGAAAAAAGAGUCACUAUAUUUAUUGAAACAUCCACUGAAAUGGCUAAAUCAUUCAAUCGAUUAAAGAAAGAUUUAAAGUUACUCUUUGAAGAACAAUUAAUCCAUACACAUGCCUUUAACGUUAUCUGGUGGAUAACAACUCAAGAAUGUCAUGGACGCCUGAAUCUAUUGGAGGGUUUAAAGUUUACAAUAGAAUUGCAUUUAUUAGAUACUUCUGGCAUGUACUUAAUAGCUUGUUCCAAGCCAGAUCAACCGAUUGAAUUAGUUAUGUCAUACCUUCAGCAACGUUUACUAUUUCAAACGUUACCGCUACAUUGCAUCUAUUAUGAUAUUAGCCAGGAGACAGAAUCGAUUAUCGGCAAUAUCAGUAAAAUUUCUAUGGCAGAUAAAGUUUUAUGCAAUUUAGCCCAUGCUACAACAGGCAGAUUUCAUGUCUAUAGGAGAGAUCAAGAUGUCGUGGAAGGAGAUGAUGUGGAAAUAAUUAGAAAAGAAAUAGAACAGACCAAUGAUUUUUGCGAAAAGGCUGGUUUUCGAAGUUCAGCAAUAAAUUAUACUGAAGUCAAUGAAAAAUCAAAGACAAACACCUUACCUAAACGAAUAAAAAGUGCGCCUUCUAAAAUAUCGUCAAGUAAAACUCCAUCUACUAGUAAGAAUACAUCCAGCAAAGCAAAACGUCAGAAUCAAACGGCUAAAGUAAAGCCAUGGAAGCCAUCUGGUCCAUCGGACCCUGCAUACCAGAAUUAUCCUGAAUGGUUUUCCGGUAAAAAAACUAAAAAGGCUCAGUUGCAGCCCUUUUAUAUUGGGAGCCAGAAAGAUAAAAAAGAUAUCGGCUAUGUCUAUGUUAAGUAUCCAGAUACACAUAAAGAAGGAAAAAAUUUCGCUUGUAAUAUACCCAAUGAAGAAGAAUCAUUAAGCUCAAAAGAGUGGUUAAAGAAAUACAGUUUGUCAAAAUUGUAUCUCGAUUUCGAUAAAUGGGUUAUUAAAAGGAAAACAAAAUCAUCGAAUGCCGCUAAAGUUAGCCAGGAUCAAUGUACUGUUUCUCUUACAUUAGUGGAACUAAAGAAUUAUCAAGCAAUAAUCGCAAAGGUAUUUAAGCGAUACCUUACCAGACUAAAUUGGCUACUUACAGGUAGUCGUAGGGUUUUUGGAGUCAUUAUGGAAAAAAAUAUGACCAUUCUACUUGAUGCUUCUGGAUCGAUGGAAUCGUAUUUUAAGCAGCUAAAGCAGGCAUUAAUGAUGCUAAUCUGGGAACAAAUGAUGCAUCGAAAAUGCUUUAAUAUCGUCCAGUUUUCGAACGAGAUCAAUUCUUGGAAAUCUAGAAUAACCACGGCUGACGAUAACACAUGUAUGAAUGCUUGUAAUUGGAUCUCAAAAUUGAACGCUAUCGGUAAUACAAAUAUAUUGGACGCCUUAGAGUAUACGUUUAAACAAGAUCAAAUAGAAGCUAUAUAUAUAAUAAGCGAUGGCAUGACUGAUAAGCCUUCAAAUAUGAUCCUACGUAAAGUGAAGGAGUGGAGAAGCCAAAAGCCUGUCGCGAUUCAUACGAUCGCAUACUGUUGUGAAAAAAGAUCUGCAACUGAGUUCUUACGGCAAUUAGCUCAUCAAAAUAAUGGAAGGUAUCAUGAAUAUAAUCCUAAUAUGAAGAACAACUUAGAAAUUGUUAAUCAGCUUGCGGAUAAUAAUUACAACAUCAAUGAGAAUGAAAUAAUAUCUACCUACCCAAGUGACGAUGCUAAAAAACUGCUGCGUGAAAUAAUGCUAGCGAAAGAAUUUCACUUGCAAGCUUCUACACACAUGAAACUUCGAUCACCCAACAAAAGCUAG
Molecule: messenger RNA, 2154 nt
Organism: Trichoplax adhaerens
Lineage: Eukaryota; Metazoa; Placozoa; Uniplacotomia; Trichoplacea; Trichoplacidae
Exons: 25
Coding region: 1-2154 (717 amino acids)
Source: RefSeq, a predicted model, not a curated record